Eublepharis macularius is the source of this 5575-nucleotide messenger RNA. RefSeq names its product interferon-inducible GTPase 5-like. NCBI's taxonomy places the organism in Eukaryota, Metazoa, Chordata, Lepidosauria, Squamata, Eublepharidae. The transcript is spliced from 2 exons. The record is from RefSeq and is a predicted model, not a curated record. Gene Ontology annotation, cellular component: membrane. The coding region runs from base 164 to 1354 and encodes 396 amino acids. Gene Ontology annotation, molecular function: GTP binding; GTPase activity.
UUCACCUGUGCCAUAAAAUACAGGCGGUGUUAUGAUCACAGUGUCAGAUUUGAAAGAUUACAGAGAAUAUAAAAAGGGUCUCAUAAGAGUUGUGAAUAACUCGACUGAACAGCUUUUGUCCGUAUGAAUAAAGAGUUGCAAGAAGUAAGCAAGAGAAACUGCCAUGGGAUCUGCCAUCUCAAAAACAGUUGUAAGAGGUGAACUGGAAAAUGUGAAGUCAGAUUUGGACAAGAAGGCUCUCUCAGACAUGAUAGAACAAAGUAGCAAUAAGCUGAAUUUAUUGAAGAACACCACCCUAGACAUCGCUAUCACAGGGCGAUCAGGAGCCGGUAAAUCAUCCCUUGUCAAUGCCCUGCGAGGAAUGGCAGAUGAUGAAACAGAUGCUGCUGAGACUGGGCCAGUCCAAACAACCAUGGAGGCAAAGGGAUAUCCACAUCCCAUGUUUCCCAAAGUAACAAUGUGGGAUCUACCAGGAGUUGGAACACCUGAAUUUAAAGCAAAGGAAUACCUGCAGAAGGUAAAUUUUAAGAAGUAUGAUUUCUUCAUGAUCCUUGCCUCAGAACGCUUCACAGAGAAUGACGUCCAGCUGGCCCAAGAAAUUCAUAAAAUGAAGAAGAAGUUUUACUAUUUGCGCACUAAAGUGGAUGUCAGUCUAGAUUCUGAAAGAAAGAAACGAAACUUCAACGAGGAAAAGACUCUUGAGCUGAUAAGGAAAGAUUGCUGUGACUGUUUGACUAAGGUAGGAGAACCUAAUCCAAGGAUUUUUCUCAUCUCCAGAUCGGAUUUGAAUAUGUAUGAUUUCCCACACUUGCAAGAGACCUUAGAAAAUGACCUGGAUGACCUCAAGAGAUAUGCUUUAAUUGCAACAAUGCCAAAUUUCUCUAAAGAAAUCCUGGAGAAGAAGAAGGCUGCUAUGGAGGCUCUUAUAUGGUCACUAUCCACUGUGUCCUGUUUUAUUGGGGCAAUUCCUAUCCCUGGCCUCUCUUUUGCUUGUGAUCUUGGCAUCUUGGUAGGAACAAUGAAAGAUUUCUGCAAUGUCUUUGGCUUAGAUGACGAAUCCCUCAAAAGACUUGCAGGCCGCACUGGCAAACCUGUUCCUGUGUUGAGAUCAGCUAUCAAAAAGUCCCGAGUGUCCAAUGAGAUCACCCGUGAAUUUGUACUGAGUCUUUUGCAGAAGUCAACAGCCUGUGCAGCAAUGACUGCAGCAGAACUUGUUCUUGAUUUUGUACCCGUGGUGGGGUCUGUAUUUGGUGGAGUUGGUUCGUUUGUAACGACAUCCUUCAUGCUGAAGAGCUUUCUAAACGACGUUGUGGAAGAUGCUGAGAAUGUUAUGGCCAAAGCUGCCGAGUACUGAGAGUCCGACUCCCAACCAAGGCCGUUUCCACACGGCUUGUGCGAGAAAACGCAAUCUUCUGCAUUUUUUUUUGCGAUAUUCUGGGUUGUUACGAGCAGCGGGGAGCCGUGUGGAAAUGGCCCAAGCCAAGUGCCAAGACCUCCACCUGGAGGCCAUUCACCCAGCAUAUGAAUUACAUGGACAGGACAAAGAACCAACGUUCAACAAUGGAUUCUACUUUCAUACCCCUGUGGGAUUUCCCAUUUGCUUGUUUUGGAACUCCACUGUGCCUGGUGGAAAACCUUUCGGAUAACAUUGAAGAAGAUGCUGAGUAUGACGAGUUCCAGCUAAAGAUCCAAAAACCCAUCCAAAAAGAGAAGCUGAAUGUAUGAAUGAUGCAAAGGACCUCAGCACUGGAAACAAAUGGAAACCAGACUUGAAUUUGUGAUUGGAAACUCCCUGCCCCCUACAUGCACUUUUAACUAACAUUUCAAAUGAAGAGGAGUUAGCCGUGUUAGUCUGUGGUAGCAAAAUCAAAAAGAGUCCAGUAGCACCUUUAAGACUAACCAAUUUUAUUGUAGCAUAAGCUUCCGAGAAUCAAGUUUCGAGAAUCAAGUUUCAAGAAUCAAGUCCCCCCCCCCAAUUGCCUCUUCUCUCUCCUCCCCUUCUCUCCCUCCGCUUCUAUAUUUGUCCAGUCUCUGUAUCAUGCAUCUGACGAAGAGAACUUGAUUCUCGAAAGCUUAUGCUACAAUAAAAUUGGUUAGUCUUAAAGGUGCUACUGGACUCUUUUUGAUUUCAAAUGAACUAUACCAUAGGGACAAAUAAAGAAAAUGUAAUUUUCUCAGUGGAAGUUCUUCAGGCGUACUGAUUCAACACCCAGAAGGGUUCAUGUUGAAUUUUGAACCUCAUGUACAGUUUUCGUCUAGUUCAGAUCACAAAUCAGGUAUUAGAGAGAGCAAUAUGGGUGGCACAGUCUAAAACAGAGAGUAUGGCUCAAAACGUCUGUUCUAGCUGGUCUAUCUUUCUUGUGGCAUCUUUCUCCUUGUUUAGCACUGUGGAAAAGCAUGGGUGGAGAUCAGUCUGGAAAGAACAGAGCAGUGGUUUUCAGGUGCCCUUACAGUGCAAUCCUAAGAAGAGUUACUCCAGUCUCAGCCCAUGGGCUUAGACUAGAUUAACUCUUCUUACAUGCAUAUGGAAAAAACAUGCUCUCUCUGCAUGCUCGUUGGAGGGCAUGAGAGGAGCCACUAAGCCUCGAGGGAAAGGUUCAGCCAGACCAUCUCUUUCUUGGCCCAGUAGCUCAGAAGACGGGGGGAAAGCAAUUUGCAGGGUUCUGAAAGGUAGUCCAUGCCUAUUGUCUCCACUGAAUCCUGGCUCAUGCACCUCAUGUUCCAGAGGGGCCAAGCACAUGCCAGAUGGCCUCCAUGUAUAUCUUGGGGGUGUCCAUGGGGGGAACCUGCUGAGAAGGGGUGGGGCAGGGAACAGCAGAGCCUGUCUGCUGACAGGAUGCCCCUCCUGGCCUGUAUACACUGCACCUGCCGAGAGAGCUCUUUUCUCAAGCUAGUGAGUUUUCUGGCCUGCUCAGUGAGAGGGUGCAGCUGGGACACGAUGCCCUGUUGCAGCCUUCUCACAAGUACGCACACUGCUGUAACAAAGUUUAGAGCACCUGGCCAAAAGGCCCCGAAUUUAGUAGCAGCCUAGUUUAAUGUUUUACUAUUUAUCUGAGUAAGAACACAACAACUGAACCCUUCUUAAUUCCUACGUAAGCAUGUUAAAGGGUGUUGGGUUAUGAUUUAUGAUUAUGAUAAUGUUUUAGCAGAGUAGAGCAUUGCACAGCAGAUAAAGAAUCACAGAGACGUGUGUUCAGUUUCUAAAAUAAUGUUUACUGCAUAAAGGAUAAAAUAAUAAAGGUUAGAUUGGUGAUAAAAUAAAGAAUAGCUAGUGAGCAAAUGACAUCCUGGACAAAGGAAAGAUGUUAAUUGCCCCCAAUAAACCCGGUCAGCCAAUAAUCAAUCCUAGAUUUGUUCAUUAGGCAUGCAACUCCCCUUUGCCCUGGUGGGAACAGUUACUCGAUACCUAACUGGCCUCAUGCUAACUCAUUAUGCUUAUCUAAAACACAAACAGAUUAACCCUUUCAUGACAGAAGAGAAUGACACUUGUAAAAUCCCAACAAAGGGAAAACUCUGUUGGCCCCUAUAAACUAAAUAUUAAUUUGUGCUUCUUUGUUAAUAAAGCCUACAACGAGUCUAAUUUUAAAAGCCUUUUGAAAAGUUCAUCUAGUCCUCUGGGUAACCCAACAAGAGCAGUGAGCACCCCAAAACUACACCAGUGGCUGCCAAGCAAAAACAAAAAUAAAAGUAACAGUGUAGAACAACACACCUCUUGGUGAAAAGCAAUUCUCCCCCCACCCCAAAAAUCCAGAGCAGGAACUAAGCUAACAACAUGAAUAGUGCAGCAAGUCUUUCCUUUAAACCUGAAGAGGAAGGCAACCCGACAGGAGAAAUGCUAUUUCCCCAUACACGAGAACAGCAAAGCUCUAGUCUCUCUUCCCUUUGAGCCGCCAGCAUGCAAAGCAACAAGAAACAACAGGAGAAAAAGGAACGCCUCCCCACCCCACACAAAGAACAGCCAGUAAGUAAACGAAUAGCAACGAAAACACCAACAAACCAUUCAACAAAAGUCAAAGCACCCCCCUCCACAACAACGAGAGCAGUUUUUAAGAGGUAAACUUAAAAAGCUUGUCCCCCUCCCCCGCUCCCUCCCAAACACCGGGCCAACCCUCCCUCCCCCACAAACACAGAAAAACCCAGUGAGCCUACCACUCUCACCCCAGGUAGCAGUCCUCCAGCAGGCACAGAUCUCUUCAGGCAGCAGUGCAGCAGCAGUAGGUACACAGCAAACCCACUGGUAAAUCUAGGGGGGGGCAGUUCCUUGGUAGGGGGUCACCCACUCCCAGCCUCUGCCCCCUGCUGCCCCUCACCUAGCUGGCAGGCGGGGGAGGCCCAGGGCACAGGCCUGGGAGGCAAAAUACCUCCUGGGCCAGUGUGCAGCAGGCGCUCUCCCACCCGGUGCGCCUGCUGGAUGCGCGAGAAGAUCGCCCACGGCAAGUGCCGGGAGGGUGAGGGGACCUGGUGGCAACCCUCGGUGGUGGAGAGUGCCCUCAAGUCAUAGCUGACUCAUGGUGACCCCCUGGUGAGGUUUUCAUGGCAAGAGACUGAGAGAGGUGGUUUGCCAUUGCCUGCCAAUGCAGCCCUGGUCUUCGUUGGAGGUCUCCCAUCCAAUUACUAACCCAGGCAGGCCCUGGCCAGUCAAAGCAGGCCAGACCAGGCCUCCCAGCAAAUCGUGGCCUACAGGAGAGGUAUGCAGACACGCAGCGGCAUCAGCCGAGGAGAGGUGGUGGGACCUCUUGGGGUGGGUGGGGAGGUAGGAGGAGGGAAAGACCAUUUUCACCUCAGAGAGGGCUUGAGGAAGCCACUGAGGAACAGGGGGAAGUGGCAGGAAAUUAGGUAGCUAAGUUUUGCCCAGGGAAAGACUUGUGAGGGGGUUGAGGGAAACACUCAAAGAGACAAGCUAAGUCUGUUUCGAUAGGCCGAGGUUCUGGGACUACUGAGAAAUUCCAAGGGAAAUCAUCACUCGCUCUCUCAUAGAAACAGCCUGCCAUUUCAAUAAAGUUGGGAUGUGUGACAAAUUGUAGCUAACAAAAAAGGGUUCUCUGCUUACGUUUCAAGUAAGAACCUGGGCAGAUCAUGAUGGGGAGGGCAGAAUGGGUUGCACCAGUGCUUAGUUCUUGUGGCUCUUCUUACAUGCCCAGGGUAAUGCUGAUCGCCACCUUGGGGCCAGGUAGCAAUUUUCCACAGGCCAGUUUGGCUGGGGAUCCUGGAGCUGUUUUGCCAUCUUCUGGGCGUGGAGCAGGGGUCACUGGGGCAGUCAGGGGGUGGAGGGUGGGUAGUUGUGAAUGUCCUGCAUUGUGCAGGGGGUUGGACUAGAUGGCCCUAGAGGUCCCUUCCAACCCUAUGAUUCUAUGUAUCUCCCUAAUAUUGAAGCAUGCAUUCUAAGCAUACAUAUUUUGCUGUUUGUGUACUUGUUCUGCUGCUUUGAUAUUGGAUAUACUUUCUGUACUGUUAUGAACUUCUGAACAUUUGGAAUUUAAAUUGCUCGAACACGCUUAAAACAAUGUACGUUUGGCACCUACAUGUAUAAAGUGUGCUUUUUAGAGUGCAAUAAAAAUACAUUUUUAUUUCUUUA